AUGGUCAUGAAAGAUGUAGUUAAAGAAGAGGAAGAGGGUGAGGCACCAUUCCAGGAGAAAGAUUCUGGCAGUGAUGGAGAUUUCCUAAUGGAAGACAAUAUUGACAUUGAUGACAGCAAAAUGGAGAUAACAAUGGAGUUAAGGAAUGGAUCAACUGUAGAGGAAUUUACCUUGGAGGGCUUCCCUGAGGUCCGACACCUGGGGAAGGUCCUCUUCCUGCUCCACCUGCUCGCCUACCUGGCCUCUGUAAUGGGAAACUCACUCAUCAUCACAGUCACCUGGGCUGACCGGCGCCUCCACACACCUAUGUACUUCUUCCUGAGCACUUUCUCCUUUUGUGAAUGCAGUUUCAUCAGCACUGUUAUUCCUAUACUGUUGACCAUUUUUCUUUUAGGACAGCAAACAAUUCAUUUCACUUCUUGUCUCAUACAGGCAUUUUCUUUUUUGUUUCUUGGGUCAACAAUUUUCUUCCUCAUGGCUGUGAUGUCCUUGGAUAGAUACCUGGCCAUUUGCAGGCCUCUCCACUAUCCAGCCAUCAUGAGCCUGAAGGUUUGCUUCUUUCUGGUUUUGUCCUGCUACACUUUGUCCUUCACUCUUAUGACUGGACUGGUGCUACAGGUUUCUCGAUUGUCCUUCUGUGGCCCCAAUAUCAUCCCUCACUCCUUCUGUGAUCUUGGAUCCCUGAUCCAUCUCUCUUGUUCUGAACCAAGAUCUACAGAGAUGCUGACUUUUGGUCUAGCUUUGUUCAUCCUGUUUAUUUCUCUCCUUAUAACCAUAAUUAGCUAUGGAAAUAUAGCAGUGACAAUCAUGCACCUCCCAUCAUCCACAGAGCGGAAGAAAGCCUUCUCCACAUGCUCAUCUCACCUAGUUGUCCUUUCUCUGAUGUACGGCAGCUGUGUCUUCAUCUAUGUUAAGCCAAAGCAAACAAGCAGACUAGCCUCCAACCGAGAGGCUGCUCUGGUGAACACCGUGCUGACUCCACUGCUGAACCCUGUCAUCUACACCCUGCGUAACAAGCAGGUGCACCAAGCACUGAGGGAUGCUCUGUCCAGGAUGAAGUUACAGAAAUAG
Molecule: messenger RNA, 1071 nt
Organism: Octodon degus (degu)
Lineage: Eukaryota; Metazoa; Chordata; Mammalia; Rodentia; Octodontidae
Product: olfactory receptor 6C75-like
Exons: 2
Coding region: 1-1071 (356 amino acids)
Biological process (GO): G protein-coupled receptor signaling pathway
Cellular component (GO): membrane
Molecular function (GO): olfactory receptor activity; G protein-coupled receptor activity
Source: RefSeq, a predicted model, not a curated record